AUGUGGAAGUCGCUGUUUCUCGUCGCCAUCUCUGGCGCCCAGGUCUCGCGCGUUUCCGCAAAGGCCAUUGCGGAUGGAUAUACCCAAAUGGGGCAACCAUUCCGCUUCAAUAAGAACUUUGUAGCGAGCGCACCUGCAUUCGAGGAGUCGAGCUCUGAAGUAUGGUGGCCAGCAACUGGAAGACCUCCGCUGCGGAAGGCCCAGCGAGCCCUCUCACACUCCUGGGUUUGCGACCCCGACCACUUACUCUCACCAGAAGAGCAAGCAUUCGUUGAGACACGUCUCCUCAAGCUCCGUGAUACUGCCCAGAGCAAGUGCAAUGACGCCGACAACUACUACCAGACGCAUAUCUUUGUCAGACGCUGGGGUGUGGGCAACAAGGGCUGUCACGAUGGCAUAGUUUUGGCAUUUGUCAAGAACCUCAAGACCGUCAGUCUUGCCACCCGUGGCCUGAGCUGGAGUGCUACCAUCCUCCUCACGCUGGGCGGAGUCUACCUGGCUUCUGUCCUUGGAAUAUACUAUUCGCUGAACACAUUCAUGCUGAAGAGCUACACCGUCGAACAGUAA
Eimeria mitis is the source of this 567-nucleotide messenger RNA. RefSeq lists its product as uncharacterized. Gene Ontology annotation, cellular component: acetylcholine-gated channel complex. The transcript has 4 exons. The coding region runs from base 1 to 567 and encodes 188 amino acids. The record is from RefSeq and is a predicted model, not a curated record. Lineage: Eukaryota; Apicomplexa; Conoidasida; Eucoccidiorida; Eimeriidae.